AUGAUAGACGAGACGAUGGAUGUACUGUUUACAUACAUAAUGUACAGUACAGGUGUGUUGGCUGUGUUUUGAUCACCGAUUUACAUUACGGGAUUAUCUUUUUUAACUGAAGUUCACUGCCCUGCUGUAUCUACUAAUUAAUACUCUGUGGAGUAAUCCUGAUUAGGUCGGACUACAAUGAACUGGCCAACUUCUCAACCAUGUGGUUCGUGGGAAAAAGUGAGAGUGUUGGGGAGUGGCGGAUUUGGAGCAGUCAUGCUAUGGAAAAACACAGGCAAUAGCCAGGAGAUAGCGCUCAAGGAGUGUCGGUUGCUAGACGACCAGAUAACGGAGAAGAUGCGUCGUCGCUGGACGCUGGAGGUCGACAUCAUGACCCGCCUUCACCACGAAAACGUCGUGUUCGGCAUCAGCCUCCCCGACGACCUCAGGGCGCUGACGUCCGAACUGCCCUUCAUGGCCAUUGAGUACUGCCGUGGUGGUGACCUGAGGAGGGUGUUAAUCAAACCAGAGAACUGCUGCGGGCUUCAGUGGAAAGAGGCAUUGCGCAUCGCUACUCACAUCUCUGCUGCCGUCGAUUACCUUCACAGCUGUCGAAUCGUCCACAGAGACUUGAAGCCAGAAAACAUAGUUCUGCAGACGAGUGGUGAAGGCUUCAUGUACAAGCUGAUUGACCUUGGGUAUGCGAAGGAACUGGACCAGGGCAGCAUCUGCAACUCGUUCGUGGGCACGCUGCACUACCUUGCCCCGGAGUUGAUGUCCGGUCAGAAAUACACAUGCACCGUCGACUACUGGAGUCUCGGCUUGACCGUGUUUGAGACAGUCACGGGCAAGCGUCCGUUCCUCUGCAACCUCUCACCGGUCCAGGUGCUCAGCACGAUCGCACAGAAGCGCCGCGAGCACAUCUGCGCCUACCAGGACGUCGCCGGCGAGGUCGUCUUCAGCGAGCGGCUGUGUUACGCGCACCGGCUGCCGCCGCGAGCGCAGCGACGCGUCGAGGCGUGGCUCGCUCUCAUGCUGGACGUCGACCCGGCGACGCGCGGGGGCGGCGUCGGCGACGACGGCCGCCGACGGUGCUUCCCCCUGCUGGCGGAGGUUGCCGGCGUGCGCGUGGCGCGGGUGCGGGAUCUCGGCAGCGGCGCGGCGUGGGAGUACGAGGUCGACGAGGGGACGACGCUCACGCAGCUGCGAGCGUGGAUAGCGCGCGACGCGGGCGCGUGCGGCGACGCGCGCCGGCUCCUGCUGUUGCCCGGCGGGAGGCGCGUGCGCGAUGAUGCGAACGUCGGCGAACUCUGCACGACGCUGCACGACGACCGGACGCUCUUCCUCCUUCCCGCCGACUUCCCCGAGGAGCGCCUUCCGGCGACGGCGGCGCCGCGCAUCCCGGAGCCGGUUGCCGCGGCGACGGACGACGCGGCGACGCCGCUGCGGUACAGCGACGCGAAGCGGUGCUGGACGCACGCCGUGAUGUUCUGCCAGGGGAGGGUCGACGACUACGCAGAGAUGGCGGCCGGAGAGGGUGCCGCCGUCGCCGACCUCGCCAGCGUGGGUGCGGCGUUCGCGCACGACCUCAGGGAGGUCGUGGAGGGCGCGACGGUGCUGCGGACGCUGCUGCGCGUGUUCUGUGCUGCGGCGCAGGCUGACGUGGGGGCGUGCCGGCGGGCGUGCGGCGACGCCGGCCCGGCCGCCGCGUGGGAGGCGGCGAUGCUCGCCACGCAGCCGUUCACCGCGCUUGUGGACCGAGCAAACGACCUCCACCGCCGCGCCGCCGCGCUGGACGAGCGCCACUGCAUGCUCCGGCAGAUGGCGCCGCAGUGGCAGAGCCACCUGGCGGCGCUCACAGCAAUCAAGGGCGCGGCGGCGGAGGCGUACGAGCGGCUGCGGGGCGUGCCGCGGGAGCAGCGCGCUGCGCGCUCGAUGGACGCGCGCGACGCGGCGCGAGUCGUCGCCGCGUGCGCCGACAGGUGGCGCCACUGCGUCGACGAGCUUCGCGCGCACCUGUCGCGCGUCGCCGCGUGCGGGCGCGGCGUGCGGGAUGCGCGGCCGCAGCUGGAGGCGACGCGGCGCGACCUGGCGGCUGCCUGCAGCACCCUCGACGCUCGCCAGCGCGAGCGGCAGCGCGACAUCUGGGACCUCGUCACACGCUGCAUCUCUACCGCCGCCGCUCCCCGACCGUCCGGCGGGCUGUCGAACGGAGUCGCCGACACGGCGACUCGGGGAAGCGAAGGCGACCUCUCUGUGCAGGGCGGGCGCUCUGCGCAGGGAAAGCAGCGGCGCGGUAUCGAGGAUUUGAGAACCGACGUGGAUUCGGGGAGCGCGACGCCGGAUGCGUUCUUCGCGCAUGGAACCAGGGAGGUGUCGACGACGCUGGCGUGCAGCGAGACAGCUCACACGGAGCUGGAGAAGAUGUUCGUGCAGCUGCAGGUGAAUAAGGAGCGGUCAGAGGAGUGCGACUGGAGCUUCAUGAACCAGCAACACAAGUAGCUGCUGUGAGGGAGGGGGAAGGAAUACAUGAACUAGCAACACAAGUAGCUGUUGUGUUGUGUUGGGGAGGGGAAAGGAAUCCAUGAACUAGCAACACAAGUAGCUGUUGUGUCAUCGGGAAGGAGGAAAGAAUACAUGAACUAGCAACACAAGUAGCUGUCGUGUUGUGUCGGGGAGGGGGAAAUAAUACAUGAACCAUCAACACAAGUAGAUGUUUAGUUGUUGGAAGGGGGAGCCUCGAUCCGUUGUUGGUUGAGAAAAUAUUCUGGGCUUUCAAUUGUUUGAUGAUUAUCCUGAUGGAUCAAGUGGGAUUUUUACAGUGACGUCAACUGCAUUAUUUAGACGGAUUAUAGUAAAUGAAUUUGACAUUCCAAACAUUUUCACUGCUCAGAUAUUGAGCCGCAGGGUGAUAUUAAAUAUUUUAUUUAGCAGUUUAAAAUUUACUCAAAUGUAAAUAAAUAAAUAUGUAGGUACAUAUAUGAUGUAUAUAAUAUAUAACUAGCAAAAUUGGCAUUCAAUAAUAGAGAAUACAAAGAAUGCAUGUGAUUUCUUUAACAGUUUAAUAACAUUAUUAAAUGAAAGAACUGGUUGGGAAAUUGCUACAUUUUAAAAGUUGGGUCUUGAGUAUGAUAUCUGUUUAAAAUUAAGAAAUGUAUAUUGAUAUUUUAUUGCUUUGAUAUGAAGUACUGAGUGCGACAAAGUAAGAUUGUAUACAAUCAAGAUUAUGGCGUGCUUUCAUAUUGUGCGUUUAACGCUAUACCGUCUCAUGUGACUGCAUACUAGUUAUUUACUAACGUCAAUGCUGGCAUUGCUAAUGUUUUAUCCUGGUUAUUUUAUAUUAGUAAGUGGUCAAAAUAGGUGUGAUUUUAAAGCUUGACCAUUCUGCUUGUAAAUAAUGUGAUUAAGAAAUUAAACUUGUUUUCACUGUA
Molecule: messenger RNA, 3410 nt
Organism: Priapulus caudatus
Lineage: Eukaryota; Metazoa; Priapulida; Priapulimorpha; Priapulimorphida; Priapulidae
Product: inhibitor of nuclear factor kappa-B kinase subunit alpha-like
Exons: 7
Coding region: 178-2481 (767 amino acids)
Biological process (GO): positive regulation of transcription by RNA polymerase II; peptidyl-serine phosphorylation; tumor necrosis factor-mediated signaling pathway
Cellular component (GO): cytoplasm; IkappaB kinase complex
Molecular function (GO): IkappaB kinase activity; ATP binding
Source: RefSeq, a predicted model, not a curated record